UAGUACAGUCCGGGGGAGGCCCUUGGCGGCGGAGCGGCGAUGGGGGCGGCGCGGCCGCAGUGAGCCCGGCGGGGAGCGGAGCGGAACGGGGGAACGGAGCGGCGGGCCGAUGGCGUUCAGCGCCUGGCAGAUCCUCUCGCCGGUGCAGUGGGCCCGCUGGACCUGGUCGGCGGUGCGGGGCGGCGGUGGUCCCGAGGGGGAGGACGGCGGGGCGGAGGAGGAGGAGGACGACUCCUCGCCGGCGGAGGGCACGGCCCUCGGUUUCAGCUCGGACUCCGAAGGUAAUUUUGAGACCCCUGAAGCAGAAACGCCGACCCGCUCGCCACUAAAGGAGUUCUGCGAGCCGCCGCCACCAGGAUCGCCGGAGCCUGAGGCCGGGAUCCAAGAGCCAAGUGGCCAUGCCAACCUGCUGGUAGGGGAAGCCUGCCGGGACAUCUCGCCUGGGACGCACCCCAAAGAUGAGGCUCAACCGGAGAUCGGAGCCCCUAAAGCCAGCUUGGGUACUAAAGGGGAAACCGACCCCGAAGACUCAUCCCUGACACAGCCGCCGGCUGAAAGCCAGUGUCCAGCUGCGCUGGGAAGCAGGGCCGACGCUGGCUGCGCUGCCGUACCUGCUGCAGCGCCGGUGCCGGUGCUCCAUGCGGGCAGAGCUGCCCAGCAGCGGGUCAUGUCCGGAGAGGACGCGGCGGACGCCGGCACGGGGCUGGUGGAGUCAAAGGCUGAUGCCCUGGCCCGGGAGUGCUCGCCCAGCCAGGGCCAGCUUGAGAAAGGGAAAACACCUUUGCUGGGGAGGAAAACAGAAGAAACCACAGAGGAGACCCCAGUGCCCCAAGCAUCCUACCAGUUUGACCCCAAGCAGUACGACGAGAGUGUAAACCCCUUCGUGGCAGGGGGCUGCCGGCUGCAGAGCUCUCCCCCGGCAGCCCCGCGCAGCCUCCCCCAUCCCAGCAGCAGCCCUGGUGAACCGGGAGGGGACCCGGCCCCGGAGCCCAAAGGGCAGGUCCCGAAACCCGAGGUCGAUUUUACGGAGGGGGGAGAGAGCGCGGAGGCCAGGAGAGCUGCGCCCAGGAAGGGCAGCAGGAUCCCGGCCAGCAAGCUGACACCGAAGAGACACCGAGACCCCCCCAAGAAAUCAGCUGAGGACGCGGAGAGGGGUCCCACGGAGCCGCCGCCUCCCCGGGGCUCCCCCCGGCUGGGUCCCGUGCUCUGGGACAACCCGGGUCUCAACCCCUUCAGUGGCAGCUCAGCGCUGCAAAACUCGCCGACUCUCCCCAAGGGCUCUUACCAGUUUGACCCCGAUAACUUUGACUCCAUGGAUCCAUUUAAGCCCACCAAGACCCUCGCCGGCACGGCUACCAACUCCUGCCCCACUGCCGAUAACAGCCUCAACGAAAUCCUCGAGUCUCAGACGCUGGAGGUGCAGGACGAUCUCGUGAAAGGCAGAGACUCCCCGAAGAAGCCCAAGUCGCGCCUGAUAACGACCACUGAACAAGUGAAAUUUCUCUGUUUUCUGUUGAGCGGCUGCAAGGUGAAGCAAUAUGAGACGCAGUCCCUGGUCCUGGACGUUUGCGCUCAGGAUGAAGGAGCGUUGAUCUCAGAAAUCCCAGAUAUUGCAAAUCGGGAUGGACAUGCCACCGAUGAGGAGAAGUUGGCCUCCACCACCUCCGCACAGAAACCGGCCGGGCUGGAGAAGAAGGGCGAGCCAGAAGAUGACCUGGAGUACUUUGAGUGCUCGAACGUUCCCGUGCCGGCAGCGAAGCACGGCACGGAGGCAGGAUUUGAAAAGGAGAUCUCCAAGCAGAUGGAAAAGGAUGGGCCUGGCAUCUUCCCCGGCAAUCCCGGGCUGUGCUCCAUGGACAAGCCCCCCGCCGCCGUCACCAGUGUGAGCAGGAGCGAGAGUCCCCUGGACGGCAUCUGCCUCAGUGAAUCCGAGAAGACGGCCGUGCUCACGCUCAUCAGAGAGGAGAUAAUCACAAAGGAGAUCGAAGCAAACGAGUGGAAGAGGAAAUAUGAAGAGAGUCGCCAGGAAGUCUUAGAGAUGAGGAAAAUCGUGGCUGAGUAUGAGAAGACCAUUGCCCAGAUGAUAGAGGAUGAGCAGAGGACAAACAUGACAUCUCAGAAGAACCUGCAGCAGCUCACGAUGGAAAAGGACCAGGCUCUGGCAGACCUAAACUCGGUGGAGAGGUCCCUGUCGGAUCUCUUCAGGAGAUACGAAAACCUGAAGGGUGUCCUAGAAGGCUUUAAGAAGAAUGAAGAAGCUCUGAAGAAGUGUGCUCAAGAUUAUUUAACCCGGGUCAAGCAAGAAGAGCAGCGGUAUCAGGCCCUGAAAGUCCACGCAGAAGAAAAAUUAGACAAAGCCAACGAGGAGAUCGCGCAGGUGCGCACGAAGGCCAAAGCGGAGAGCGCGGCGCUGCACGCCGGGCUGCGCAAGGAGCAGAUGAAGGUGGAGUCCCUGGAGAGAGCCCUCCAGCAGAAGAACCAGGAGAUUGAGGAGCUGACCAAGAUCUGCGAUGAGCUGAUAGCGAAGCUGGGAAAGACAGACUGAGUCUCACCGCCCCUCGUCCAGCACUCUGCACUUGGCCGCUUUUCUCGUAACGUCAAGCACCUUGCCUUAUCACCCAGGAAAACCCCCCAGCAGAGAAGCACACACGUCCAGCUGCCUGCUCUGCUUGGCUGCCGGACCCCACGGCCCCCCCAUGCAGAGCCUGUCCCCACACUGUCCCUGUCUCUGUUUCCCGAGGGCUCUGGGGCUGGGUUCCCUGCGGUCAGGCUGGGCGUGCGUGUCCCUCCUGGGGUCCGCAGCAAGCGGCUGCCGUGCUGUCCGUCUGCACGGAUGCCACCUCUCAGUUGGGAGGUGACACCCCGGGCCCUGUCCCCCUCGGCUGGGCUGGGUCUAGUUGUGCCCCUACAUGCUCUGUCACUUACUGUCCUCACGUACUCAAUUGCACGGGUCCAACCGCAUGGUAGGUCCUGCCCCGGGACGUGGGUGAUGCCAGGGUUGGAGCCGCCAGCCCUUGCGCUGGGGAAGGGGACCUGGCAUGUGGGUGCACGGCUGGGGAGGCAGUGAAGGUGCCCCAGGCCCCCCCCCCACAGGUGGUUUGGAGCCACCAGCGUGGAUCCCCUGGCUGAAGCAGCCUCCCGGUAGAUCGAUCAGUUUUGGAGGAGGUGGCGGUAUUCAAGGGGCUGGUCCCGGUCUGUGGUACACGGGGGAAACACAGCACAGCGCAUCCUCAUCCCUGGCUGUGCCAGCCUCGGAGGAAGGAAGCCGACGUCUCUGCAUUCGUGCACUUUAUUAGCAUUUACGAGCGCUCGGGCUCUCUGCUCACUUCUUCCAGUCGGGCACGGUCCUGCUACACAUCUCGUUCCCCUGGGAGCACGGAUACGGCCACUUAAGCAGUAGUAACUUAAGUCCUCUCAAAGGAGAGCCCGGCCAAGGGGAGGGCGGGAGGCUUCUGCACCCAGAGGUGUUUGAGAAACGGGGGACACGUCGGUUCUGGAGAGCUGGGACUUGUCCGUCCGUCUUCCCCGUGGCUGUCCUGCCUGCAGCCCUAGCACCUCCUGAGGCUUCUUAACGUGGGGUUUCUAGUCUGCUUUAAAACGUGCAAAGCCAAGCCCCUUGCUGUUGGCUCCCCAUGCCCUAGUGAGAUUAGUUCACCACUUUGGAUGUUGCAGGAGAAAGGAAGCAAACCCUGAACUGCUUCACAAUUCUGCUGACUUAAGGCUCUUUUCCCCAGUCAGUACAGGAAGGCAAGGAGGAGUGCAGUACUGCCCUGGGUCUUGUGCUGCUGUCAAAAAUGCCCUUACGGCACUGAAUAUUAAGAGAACCAAACAAAAGCCAGCCUUUACAGGCAAAGGCAGAUCCAGACAGCAGUAAAAUACACUUUGAAAUCUCUCUGGAUGCAGCCCAAAAUCUGACUUUCCAUGCAGGCUGGCUGCCUGCUCUAUUUCAGAGGUGUUUACUGGACGUGCCAAGCUCCAGCAGAAUUGCUGAGGUUGCCUUUGCACUGUGCUGGGAACUGGGGGGCUCUGGGGUGAUACGAUGUGUUUAAAUCCGUGUGUAGAUCCUGCGCGUGCCCUCCUGGUAACACCGUUGCAGGACCUAGCCUUACCCGGUGAGUUUUGCCGCUCUGCAGGCUGUGCAGUGCCGCGUUUUCCCGGCUGCCGUGCCCUGGGCGCAGCGCUCGGCAUCCACUAGCGGUAACCGGUGCCGUGGGCCGGGGGUGUGCCGUGGGCUGUGGGUGCUGCGCCUCGGGGUCAGUGCACAACCAUCCCGUCCUGCACAAGGCAGAUCGAUGGGAUCGGGCAAGACCCGCAGUGGUGGAGGAUUCUCUACUAUCAGCUUGAACAGAUAGUCGUAAAGCGUCAAAUAAGGGAAAUAUUUGCUGUUCGGACUGUUUCCUACCCAGCCUAUCUAAGACUUUCGCAAACCUUUUUGCUGCUACCUUUUUGUAAAAGAUUUGAGCUGUUUUCCUUCUAUUUUCUAAUUCCCUGUGUUGAGCAUGCAGUGCAAACAUCUGUUUAAAUCAGAGCCAUACACUUGAUAUAUAUUUUGUUAGUUAUAUUAUGUAUAGAGAGAAUUUAUUAUACACUUAAGCAGACAAAGAUGCCGGCAGCCUGCCCUAGCACACAGAGUCCAGGCCUGUUCACUGUGCUCCCAGUUAUCCCAGUGAACGGGCUGGUAGCUGUGUGGUAGGGAAGCUGAUGGCUGAUACUACUCGGAGCUGUGCACCUGCAGCUGUGUGCUGAAUAUUCACUCCUUUGCACACCUGACAGAAAGGAAAAACAUUUUUUUCCUGUUUUUUUCUCCCCCCCCCCCCUUUGUCCCUCUAAUGGGCUGGUAGAAAAGCCUCUGUCAGAUGAUCUACAAAGACUAUUUCUAUUUGGGGAGUCAAAAUGCCAGCCCCAGCCCACUGGAGCAUGACUCCCCUUCCUUGCAUUUCAUCAACGUUUGCGGUUUCACGGACUAUAGCACUGCUCUUUUCUUCUUCUCCUCGCGUGUCCCACUCCAAAACAGCAUUCCUGCCUGGAUGUGAGUGAUCCUUUCCUGGCUGCAGUUAGCUGGGCUUUGGCAGGGUGGUGGUGACAGCAGGGAGUGACCCCUGGAAGGUGCUUUCCCUUUGGACCUUCUGAGAGUCUGUACAGGUCAAUUAAAACCCUUGAGAACCGGGGAUUUCUUAGGGAGUUGGGUUUUUCUCUUUGCAACCCUUCAGAAAUGGAAGGGAGCAGGUCACCAGAGAGCAGCCUUGCCCAAGCUCUCGGAGCUUGUAAAAAGUUGAUUUGGGGCUAGUUUCUGGUUUGGCACGCAGGUUCGCUGUCAUGCCCGGAGCAGCGCUUGAGGUCCCACCAUGAGGUUUGAUGGAGCCAAAGCACAGGAGGCAGGUCCCGGGAAGGGACCGCAGGGCACAGCAGCCCUCAGCCUCGUCCUCUGCACGGGGACACGCUGCGCAGCGUGCCGGCUUUACACGAGGUCUGAACGCCCCAGUCCAUCUGUGUGAAUGUUUACUUCCCGCUCUACCUGAAGGGAUGAAAUUUGGGUUCUGUGUUUGCUGUGGCCAGCCAGGGCCAGGUUUGCUCGUGGCGGGGGGGGCGGUCAGCUCCGAGGCGCAGAGCACCAGGCUCGGGGCAUUGGGCUCACUGGGGGUCUGACCUGAGCAUGUUUGAGUUCGGUCUCUCUUCGGGGGGGGUUGUUCUGGCCCCAGAGGUGGCAGAGAAUUGCAGAAGUUUUGAUUUCACCACUCGGCGCUUCCCCAGACCCCCAGCCUGCGUACAUGCUGCAGUCUUCCCUCCCAGGCAAGGAGGAGCCGCCUGGAAGGCCAGGCUGGCUGUGGAGAGCGGCUCCCACGGCAAUAAUCCGCUCCGGCAGUAUCUUCCCCGUCUCUGCUCCCUGGCAUCUCCCGGUCCCACUUUCGCUGCCUCUCUCGCCCCAGUGCUGUUGCGUUCCUGUGCCUGUCAGCAUGCACUUCCAGUCUGGGCAAAGAAGAUUCCUAAGGAAUGAUUUAUUAACUAUAAUAUGGUUAUAGUUACAUAUAUAUAAAUAUAUAUAUAAUGGUUAUAGUUAUAUAUAAUAGAAGGUGUGUGUUUGUAACUGUGAAUGGGCAGGACUGUUGCAUCUCGCGUGCCGCUCGGACCCGGAGCUCUGGCACGAUGCCGGGGCUCGCUAACCGACGGCAUGGGGGCCGAGCGGGAGCCAGUGGCAGGAGGGGUGCACGGUGACCCCCUCGCGCAUCUUGCGAAGACAACGGCGUUCGAACGCCGCCCUUCCAGCCAAGAUGUGUAACCAGCGCAGGGAAGCUCUGCGGAUACCCAUGCGUCGGGGUCGCAGCCUGGUUGUGUUUGUUGUCUUUUUCUUGCAGUAGAAUUCAAAUAUUCCUUUCUGACAGCGGUGGGUGCCUGCCCGUAAGCCGCUAGUGUUGCCGUUAGCAAGUGUGCAUUUGCCAGCAGAUCUCUGUCUACAACGAAGUGCCAACGAGUAACCGCCCUGACUGCAAAUCGCUUCCACCCGUCCUUCCAGCGUGCUCCCCCCACCCUGAGGCAGGAACUUUCUCUGCAUUGACUACUACCCUGAUCGCUUUGUACCAUGUAUGUAACUGCCAUCGCCAUCAAUUUUAUAUGUACAAUAAUUUCCCUUUUAUAUGUCAGGUAAAUAUUUGUAAGAGUUAUACUCACACAAAUGAGAUUAUUAUAAUGAUUACUAAUAUAUUUUUUCCAUGUUUCAUUGCCUGAAUAAAAAUUGUGUUUAUCACUCUC
Molecule: messenger RNA, 6747 nt
Organism: Aquila chrysaetos chrysaetos
Lineage: Eukaryota; Metazoa; Chordata; Aves; Accipitriformes; Accipitridae
Gene: TACC1
Product: transforming acidic coiled-coil containing protein 1
Biological process (GO): mitotic spindle organization; cerebral cortex development; cell population proliferation
Cellular component (GO): cytoplasm
Source: RefSeq, a predicted model, not a curated record